AUGACAAACCUGACGGCGAAGGCCCCUGAUCCAGAUCGUAAAGGGAAGGAAAAUCAGUUCGUGACCCCAGUAUCUUCAUCGCAACCGUCAAUGGCGACCAUUCAGGAUGAUGACGAGCGCCUGCUCGCUCGAAUUGGCUAUAAACAGGAGCUCAGGCGAGAAUUCUCCAAAUGGUCUACUGUCUCGUAUGCCAUCUCCAUCCUUGGCGUCCUCGGCUCCGUUCCAGCGACGUUCGGCUCGCCGUUGGCCGCGGGUGGUCCGGCCACCGCUGUCUGGUGCUGGUUGAUCGGCUCCUGUAUGGCAAUGUGUAUCGGCAGUUCCGUAGCAGAGCUGGUCUCUGCCUAUCCAACCGCAGGAGGGAUGUAUUUCGUCACAAAACAUGUUGUGCCCCCGGAUCAAGUCCCAAUCUUUGCUUGGAUUCAAGGCUGGUGCAAUCUGCUCGGCCAGACGGCGGGGGUCUCUAGUGUCGCCUAUACAGUCAGCCAGAUGCUGCUGGCCUGUGUCAGCAUGAACUCCGAUCUUGUCAACGGCCAAUACUCGUAUUCCCCGUCAGCAUUGGAGACGGUCUUGGUCUCUAUUGGAAUACUCUGCAUUCUCGGCGUCAUUUGCUCUCUCACAACGAAGACAUUGCAUCGGAUCAUCCUUUGGUUUGCUCCAAUUAACAUCUCUGCUACCAUCGCCAUCUGCGUUGCAUUAUUAUACCUUACCCCAGAUAAGCAGUCGGCUUCGUGGGUCUUUACCCACUUCACGGACGGGUCCGGGUGGGGCUCCAAGGGAUUUUCCUUCUUUCUCGGGUUCUUGUCCGUGGCAUGGACCAUGACCGAUUAUGAUGGAACAACACACAUGUCCGAAGAAACCCAUGAUGCCGCCGUGCGAGGCCCAGUUGCCAUCAAGACUGCCGUACUCGUGUCUGGUAUCUUCGGCUGGCUAUUAACCGUAUGUAUGUGUUUUUGCUUGACCGAUUUCGAAGGCAUUUUGGCGUCUCCGACUGGUCUGCCCGCAGCGCAGAUCUUUAUGAACGCGGGCGGAAGACGUGGAGGCACUGUAAUGUGGGCUUUUGCUAUCCUUGUCCAGUUCUUCACUGGCUGCUCUGCUAUGUUGGCCGAUACUCGCAUGGCGUACGCCUUCGCUCGGGACAAUGCUCUACCUUUUUCAAGCUUUCUGUCCAAGGUCAAUUCGCGCACUCAUACCCCCGUCAACUCAGUCUGGUUCGUGGUGUUUUUUAGCAUUGGAUUAAACUGCAUCGCUAUCGGGUCCACAGAGACAGCAACUGCCAUUUUCAGUGUGACUGCACCGGCUCUCGACUUGUCAUACAUCUCCGUCAUCUUGGCACACCAGCUUUACAAGAAUAAAGUCAAGUUCAUUGAGGGUCCCUUUACGCUUGGUAAAUGGGGCACUCCAAUCAACUACAUCGCCGUUAUUUGGGUGUUGUUCAUCAGCACUAUUCUCUUCUUCCCUUCACAGCUUCCUGUGACGCCAGCCAACAUGAAUUAUGCGAUUUGUGUUGCUGCCUUCAUUGCCAUGUUUGCUCUCAUCUGGUGGUGGGUUGCAGCAAGAGGAAAAUACACAGGCCCACAGACAAAUGAUAUCAUCAAUGAAAUUCCGACCGAAGACCACCAAGACAACUUUGAUGACGAUGAUGAGAUCACGGUUUAA
Molecule: messenger RNA, 1656 nt
Organism: Penicillium macrosclerotiorum
Lineage: Eukaryota; Fungi; Ascomycota; Eurotiomycetes; Eurotiales; Aspergillaceae
Exons: 7
Coding region: 1-1656 (551 amino acids)
Biological process (GO): amino acid transport; transmembrane transport
Cellular component (GO): membrane
Molecular function (GO): transmembrane transporter activity
Source: RefSeq, a predicted model, not a curated record